This is a messenger RNA of Camellia sinensis, 922 nucleotides long. Lineage: Eukaryota; Viridiplantae; Streptophyta; Magnoliopsida; Ericales; Theaceae. The record is from RefSeq and is a predicted model, not a curated record.
AUAUGUUAUUGCUUUUGUAUCGUUUCUUGACUAAAUUUACCUGCUGUAAUAUGAUUGUGAAAAGAGCGAAGAGGGCUAAGACUGCAUAUUAGCUGACUGUGUUCUGUUGAUGUAAAUAUAAUCAUUUGAGUUUAUAUUAAGCUGUGGAUAUUUUAUAUCAUGAGCUUAUAAUAAGCCAUUCAGCUAUAAUAAAGAUGCUGAUCAAUGGUUUAAAUGGUUGUGCCAUAUUGGAUCAAUCACGAUCAAUUGGCAAUUUGCUUUCUCUUUUUGUUGUUUAGUUUUUUGAGAACCUCUAUUAAUUUGUAUUUUGGAAACAUUUAUGCAUAUACAUGGUAAUAUGAGUAGUUAUUGGCACAUUUAUUUGGGUCCCUUAAAAUUAGCAUUGGUUUGGCUUUGCAAUCUGCCAUGUAUAUGAGGUUAAUUUUUUUUCUCUCUAUUUUAGAGCUUUUCUUAUUGAUUUAUUUAUUUGGGCUGGGGGUGGGAAUUUUUUAGGGAUGAGGGUGUCCACUGGGGAAUACAAAAUGGCCUUUAUCUUUCCAGAAGUACAAUUGUGUAUUUCAAGCACAAUUACAUGGAGUCUCUACAAAGUACUUCGGAGAAAGUUACUGUAGAAAAUAAGCGAGCUAAGAAGCUAAGGCGCUAUAUUGUGGUUGAAGUUGUGUACCAGAAUUUAGGUCAAAUUGCUCCAUUAGAUGAGAUCAUCCGACUGAAGGAGAAAUAUCGUUUCCAUGUCUUAUUGGAUAAGAGCAACUCUUUUGGUGUGCUUGGCAGUUCCGGAAGAGGUAUCACCGAGCAAUAUGGGGUUCCGAUUGAGAAGGUAGAUAUCAUAACUGCUUCCAUGGGACAUUCAUUGGCCACGGAAGGAGGAUUCUGCGUAGGAAGCGUUAGAGUCACUGCUUCCAUGGGACAUUCAUUUCUGUGA